Salmo salar (Atlantic salmon) is the source of this 2359-nucleotide messenger RNA. Its product is annotated as protein mono-ADP-ribosyltransferase PARP6. The record is from RefSeq and is a predicted model, not a curated record. Lineage: Eukaryota; Metazoa; Chordata; Actinopteri; Salmoniformes; Salmonidae. Gene Ontology annotation, molecular function: NAD+ poly-ADP-ribosyltransferase activity.
AUGACUACAGACGUUGAGUGUCAGCGCUGGACCAACAACCAAUCCGAUGAGUGCCACUGUACUGACAACCAAUCGGAAGAGUGUGACUGGACGGACAACCAAUCGGAUGAAGUGGAGAGUUGCACUGAGGAGUUGGAGGAGUUCUUAUGCGAAAUCCAUGAGGGCUAUGCUACUGACCUCUACAGAUGUCCUCAGCUGGACAUGGACAUAGAUUCGGUGAAGGCCAUCUACGCUGACACGGCUGUCUCCGUCAGAGAGCAUGGGUCCAUUGACGAUGUGGACGUUGACAUGCUAAUCAAUGUCAGCUUCCUGGAUGAUGAAGUAGCCAGGGCCUGGAAGAUCAUCCCAACAGAGCCUAUUAUCGUCCGGCUGCGCUUCUCACUGUCCCAAUACCUGAAUGGGCCAGCACCCUCUGUGGAGGUGUUCCAACCUUCUAACAGAGAAGGAUUUAGCCUGGGACUACAGCUGCAGAAGGUCAUCUCUAGCUUUGUGUCCCAGCAGUGGAAGUACCUGAGUAAUGAAGCCCUCACAGCCCAACAGAAGACCAGACACACUUGGUUCAAACCUGGAGGAACCAUCAAGAGGUUCAGGGCUGGACUCGGCAUCAUCUCACCCAUGUCCAAGUCCAGUGGCCAGGAGCAUGUUCUGAAGGUGAAGAUGAUUGGACCAGAGCUGAAAGUGAAUCGCCUUAUGAAUAGGACAAUGGCUUACACCAUCAAGAACACCAGAGGAGAACUCCUCACUUACACAACUAAUGGCAAGAGGGUGGCGGUGUCUACUGUCAAGUCUCCGGCUCACAUCACAACUAAACAGCUGAUUGAGCUGCUGUUCUCAUCCCAAGCCUUUAUUCACUGCAAGUCAGCCCCCACCCUGCAACAUGGGUUCUUAGUACAGGUAAUGAAAUACGCAGAACAGAGGAUCCCCACUCUGAAUGAAUACUGUGUGGUCUGUGACGAACGACACGUCUUUCAAUACGCCUCUAUGUUGAAGCCUGCAGUGUGUAGCAGGGAACUGUGUGUGUUUUCUUUCUACACCUUGGGAGUGAUGGCAGGAGCUGCAGAGGAGGUGUCGAAUGGAGCAGAGGUAGUGGACUUGUUGGUAGCCAUGUGCCGGGCAGCUCUGGAGUCCUCCCGAAAGAGCAUCAUCUUCGAGCCAUACCCCUCUGUGGUCGACCCAUACAACCCCAAGUCUCUGGCCUUCAGUCCCAAGAAGAAGAGUUACGAUCGACUGCAGAAAGCUCUGGACAGCAUCAUGACCAUCAGGGAGAUGACCCAGGGUCCAUAUUCAUCAAUCAAGAAACAGAUGGACACCAUAGAUCCUCUUGCUCACCCUCUGCUGCAAUGGAUCACAUCAAGCAACAGAUCACAUAUUGUCAAGCUACCGCUGAACAGGCAACUGAAGUUCAUGCACACUCCACAUCAGUUCCUGUUGACCAGCAGCCCUCCUGCUAAAGAAGCACGCUUCCGGGAUGCUAGGAAACUACAUGGCAGCACCUUCGCAUUCCAUGGUUCCCACAUAGAGAACUGGCACUCUAUUCUGAGAAAUGGACUUGUCAACGCCUCAUGCACAAAACUGCAGCUGCAUGGUGCUGCGUAUGGGAAGGGUGUCUACCUGAGUCCUGUCUCUGGCGUCUCAUAUGGAUACUCAGGAAUGGGUAAAGGACAGCACCACGUGACCACCAAACAGGAGCUGGUGGAACGUUACAACCGCAUCAACACCAUACAACAGGAAAGACAGGGCCAGUCCAGAUUUCUUCAGAGCAGGAAUUUAAACUGCAUCGCACUUUGUGAAGUGAUAACGUCAAAGGACCUUCAGAAACAUGGGGACACAUGGGUGUGUCCAAUAUCCGACCACGUCUGUACACGAUUCUUCUUCGUGUAUGAGAACGGCCAAGUGGGAGAUGCCGACAUCAACACCCAGGACAUAAGGAUUGAGCAAGAGAUAAUACGGGUGAUUGGGACUAAGCCUAUCUGAGGAGGACAUGUGAGACAGAGCUUUAAGUACAGUAUGGCUGGAGACAGCUAUAUGUACAGUAUAGCUCUGGCUGGGGAAACACAGCUAUAUGUACAGUAUGGGUCUGGCUGGGGAAACACAGCUAUAUGUACAGUAUGGGUCUGGCUGGGGAAACACAGCUAUAUGUACAGUAUGGGUCUGGCUGGGGAAACACAGCUCUAUGUACAGUAUGGGUCUGGCUGGGGAAACACAGCUAUAUGUACAGUAUGGGUCUGGCUGGGGAAACACAGCUAUAUGUACAGUAUGGGUCUGGCUGGGGAAACACAGCUAUAUGUACAGUAUGGGUCUGGCUGGGGAAACACAGCUAUAUGUACAGUAUGGGUCUGGCUGGGGAAACACAGCUAUA